This is a messenger RNA of Dunckerocampus dactyliophorus (ringed pipefish), 7722 nucleotides long. RefSeq names its product homeobox-containing protein 1-like. Gene Ontology annotation, molecular function: double-stranded telomeric DNA binding. Gene Ontology annotation, cellular component: nucleus. The record is from RefSeq and is a predicted model, not a curated record. NCBI's taxonomy places the organism in Eukaryota, Metazoa, Chordata, Actinopteri, Syngnathiformes, Syngnathidae. Bases 219 to 1760 code for a protein of 513 amino acids. The transcript is spliced from 9 exons. Gene Ontology annotation, biological process: positive regulation of DNA-templated transcription.
UAAUUCGGCGUGUUUGUAGCUCACCUAGACGCUGGAAUUUAAACACAAUGUUAACUUUUCCCCCGUCUCUUUCGCCUGUCCGUGCAUGUCUUUGCGGAAUUCCUGGCUUACCUUUUAUUGUAAAGUCUGUUUUGUCUGAAGACUUGUCGUGAAUAGGCCACGAAACACACCCGGACACUAAAUGAUGGACAUUACUACAUUGUGCAAAGGUGGACUCGAUGACAACUAAAUCGGCUGCUUUUUCAACGUUGUUUGGAAUGAGGAUGUUCCAGCAGUGUGAGGAGCCUCGUUUCACCAUCGAGCAGAUCAACCUCCUCCAGCGGCUCAGGAGGACUGGCAUCAAGCAGGUUGAGGUGGUCCACGCCCUGGACGCCCUGGACCACCUGGCUCGCCCCCGUGCUAACUCCUCCUUGAGCCACAAACCGCCUUCGUCUUCCAUGGCGGCCACCUCCUCCGUGACAUCCUGCGCCACUCAGACCGACUUGACCGACGGCAGACUGUCGCCGAGUGGCGACGCCUUCGACGGCGGUGCCCUCCUCCUUCCGCUCACCGUAGCCUCGCCCGUCGCCAUGGCGACAGUAGCUCACUCCAAUGGGAAGCUGUCGCCCCUGGGCGUGGCGGCGCCGGGCUACGGCUUUGAUACGGGCGAAGAAGACCUUGAUAUGGAUGAAAAGGUGGAGGACCUGAUGAGGAGGGACAGCGCGCUGAUCAAGGAGGAGAUCAAGUCCUUCCUGGCCAACAGGCGCAUCUCUCAAGCCGUGGUGGCCCAGGUGACGGGAAUCAGUCAGAGUCGCAUCUCCCACUGGCUCAUCCAGCAAGGAUCGGACCUGAGCGAGCAGAAGAAACGAGCCUUCUUCCGCUGGUAUCAACUGGAGAAGACCAACCCUGGCGCUACGCUGGCCCUGCGAGCUGCCCCGCUGGCGCUGGAGGACGUGAUGGACUGGCACCAAGCCACGCCCACUUUCGCCCCCACCCCCGGGGCCUUCCGCCUGCGACGGGGGAACCGAUUCACCUGGAAGAAGGAGUGCCUGGCUGUCAUGGAGAGCUACUUCAGUGACAACCAAUAUCCAGAUGAAGCCAAGCGGGAGGAGAUUUCCUCCGCCUGCAACGGCGUCAUUCGGCAAGCAGGAAAGAAGCUGCUAGACUUUGAGAAGGUGACGUCCCUGAAGGUCUACAACUGGUUCGCUAACCGCCGCAAAGACCUUAAGAGGCGAGCCAGCAUCGAAGCAACCAUCUUGGAGAGCCACGGCAUCGAUGUCCAAAGCCCGGGAGGUCAGUCCAACAGCGACGAGGUGGACGGCAACGACUUCCCUGAGCAGAGUUGUGACGUGUCUUUGUUUGACAAGCGAGUCGCCGCCCGGCCGUUUGCCUUUGCUCGAGCCGACCUGUCAUCGUCCGCCCAGGUAGGACCCGCCCACCAUCACGCGACCUCGCAGGAAGCGACCCUCCACUCCCCCCCCUCUCUCUCCCGACGACAGGUUCCCACACUGCUCCCCAGCUGGUUGGCCACCCUGGCCGCCCGAGGAGGUGUGUCCGGGCAGCAGAGGGGUGGCGCCGUGAUUGCCCGCUCCUUCCUUUCUGGGGCGGGCGUGUCCUGGUCGCCCCCUUCACCCUCCCUCCAGGACGAGGCCGCCACCCGCAGCAUGCUGGCCGAGCCCCGAGAUGCCGCCUGUUUGGACACGGCGGCUGUCAAUCAGGUCGAGGGGGCGGGGCAGAGUGAGGUUAAUCACGUCAAGACAGAGGUGAUGGAGGAUGACUGAAGGGGGGCAGGGUCACAGUGUACUCAUACUAAUGCAGAUUGAUACCUCAUAACCCCUCCCUCCUCCUCCGCCAUUUUAAGAGCAAAUGGAGGUUCUAACGUUCCCCUCAUGACUGAAGAACCCCCACGAGGGUCCCGUCUUCACUGUGAUCACAACUUGGCAGCCUCAAAUUCAUAAUGAAAACAUCUACUUGGGGUAUCAUACGGUUGGAUCAUGUGACCUGACCAAGGAACUCCGCCCCCAAAUAAGCUCAUCAUGGAAGCAAAGAAAUGCUUUUUUUCUUUUAGCAGAAACUAAUAACAGCAACAAUGUAGUAAAAUUACAAAAAAAGCAUAAUAUUAUGGGGAAAAAGUUGUAUUAGCAGAAUUAAUAUACUUUUUAUUUUAGAGGAAAGAACGGAGUUGCUAUAUUCAUGGGAAAUGUCAAAAUUCCCAUUAAAGCAACUUAAAUGAGCAAAAAUGUCAUUUAAAAAAGGAUACAUAUUGACGUUACUUCUAAUAUGUGCUUUUUUUCUGGGGAAAUGACAACUUCUUCCAGAAUUCUGUUUCAUCUUUUUUUUUUUUUUCAAGUAGCGACAACCGGAAAUAAAAUAUCACUUGUGUUUGAAAAUAAUUCUAAUGAAAAUUGAUGGAAAAAAAGGAUUAACAUACUAAGACUGUUGCUCUUCAACAUUUUUUAAAAUAUUGUCAAUAUAAUUUAAUCAAUUUGAUCAAUUCUGUGCUGUUAUUAAUUUUUUUGAACUUUUUUAUAAUAAAAAAAAAUAAUGUUAAGUGCUAGAAAUUAAGAAAUUGUAUUUCAAUCCGUUAUCUUCCUCAUAAAUUAAAAUGAAAUAUUUUCUUUGAAUCUGAACUCAAGCCAUCAAAUACAUUUAGCUGCACAAAUAAACUUUAAAAGUGCAGCAAACACACACGUGCACGUAUUUAGAGCCUUUCUUUGCGUCCAUAACACGAACAUGCUUGUAUGAUUAUAUAGUAUUUAUCAUGAGCAUAGCCUUGUACUCUACUCUACUGUAUAUACUCUACGUACCUUUUUAUACUAUUAACAAAAUAAGCUUCCAGCGACUGAAGCAUUAGCCAAAGUGUUACCUUGAAAAUGGACUUUAUAUUCAUUUUGGCCGUCUACGUGUGUUCAUGUGUAAAACUACUCCAGAAUGCCGUUUUUCAUCUUCUGCCGUGUGUUUAAACACGUUUAUUUCUUGUUUAAGGUGCUUUGGCAGUCGGCCACAUGUAGCAGGAAUGCUAAGCUAAGCUAAUAAUAAUACUAACGGCUCAAAUAAAUCGCAAUACCGUACCCCCAACACGGAGCCAUUGGCGGUACAAAAGUUGCAUUACUAUCGUUUGUCCACCAGAGGGCGGCAGAGUUACGCGCCUCAUUGACUGUCAUCCACCAUUUCAACUCUCAGCCAUGAAUUUCUGUUCAAGUGCCUUAUUUUGUUGACUUUUAUCAAAACUACCGCAAGUACCUCACGCGACCAGCUUCCAGCUGUACGUCAGUCACCCACGCCCACACGCUGCCAGAGCCCGCCCCUUUCUUAUUAGCGACACUCAAAUCUGAGCCUGGCGUCCUUUUUAAAUGCAAAUCCGUUUAUGACGAAACGUUUCAGGAUAAAGUCGUGAAUUUACGAGUAACAAGUGGUAAGAUUAGGAGAAUAAAGUGGUGGUAUUAGGUGUUGUACAUGUCAGAGGGAAAUAGAGCACAGCUCUUCAGGAAGCAAGGAAACCUUCCUCUUUGCUUUAGAACGUGGCAGCAUGGAUUAGCAUGGCUAGCUAGCACUUGUCACUUCCGCCUUCCUUCCCCAGCCCCCCUCCACAUGCCGUAAAUCCUUCCUUUUCACAGCCGUCUCAGGCAAUGCCUGGAACAGGUUUUUCUCCUAAAUUCAUUCUAAUAUGACGAGUGUUUUCCUGUAAAUUUGCAACUUCAUUCUCCUAAUAUGACGAGUUGUUUCUUAUAAAUGUACAAUUUUAUUCUUGUAGAUUUACGAGAUUAUUCUCAUAUGACAAUUUUUUUCCCUCAAAUUUACAACUUUAUUCUCGUAAAAUUACAAGUUUCUUCUGAUAAAUUUAUAACUUUAAUUCUUGUAAAUGUUCGACUUUAUUCUCCUAUUAUGACUAUUUUUUUCUUGUAAAUUUACACUUUAUUCUGGUAGAUUUACAACAUUCUCGUUAAAUUUACUACUUUAUUCUCGCAAAUGUACGACAUUAUUGUUCUUGUUUCCUUCAUGUGUCCCAGCACUCCAUUAUUGAAGGAAAAUGGCAUAUUUUUCCCCCCAAGAAAAAGUCACAGUGACACGAGGCCAGAGUCAUACUGUUAACACAAUGAUGUUAAUUAACGUGAAUAAAAACUACAUUUAUGUUUUUUGGUGAUACUCAGGACAAAGUUGUAAUUGCAUGGGAAAAAAGUCACAAAACUGUAUUUAAGAAAUGAGAAAUUAGAAAAUUGGGAAUCGGAGAAAAAUGUUGAAAUGUUACAGGAAUGAAGUCCGACUUUGAAAUGUUUGACUUUAUUCUCGUAAAUUUAAAUGUCAUUCUUUUCUCUUUUAAAAUGAACAAUUAACGAAGCAACCGAUUACAUUUAUUGUGACGUCUUUGUGAAAUUCCAAAUAGUUUUUCUGCGGUGUUGCACGUUACGGUAAUUGUCAUUUUGGGGGGCAGAAAAAUUUGUAACAUGAGAAAAAUGUCAAUUUUUUAUGUUGGUAAACUGGCAUUCUUUUAAAUAGUAAUAAUAUGAGUUCAUUCAAAAAAUUCAAAAAUUCAGAAUGUAAUUUAGUAAAAUGACUUCUUAUAUUGUCAACUUCUUUCUGGAGAUGAGUUUUGUGGGUUUGUUUUAGCUUUAAUGGCAGCUGAGCUGUCGCCAAUCUGCCGAGCAGAAUCCUUCCUCGUCCCGUCACGCCGUUACGAGAUUAUUUAGAGCAGCUUCAAUUGUACGAGCGUUCAUCUGUUUUUAAAGACAACAAAAUGGUGAACUGAAACGAGUGUCUGUUUUCCCACAGUCCCUGAAAGCAACAUGUUAACCAUUUGAGCUUCCAUUAUCACGGAAAAAAACUCAAGUCUAAAUGUUUGUCGUGUCUAAAAAGUUUCUCCAUGUUUUUAGUUUUAAGAUGUUCAACGCUCAGAUUGUUUUAUAAAAAUAUCUGUAGAAUAUUUCAGCAUUAGUGCCUUGUUUGGAUGCUUGAUGGACUGUUGGAAAAAAACAGUUUUGUUACUUUCAACUGAGUUUUUAAUGCUGUUUUUCUUAUUUUAUUUCCAAAGGGAAUUAAAAGGUAAUUACACUUAAUGAUGGCAUUUUUACUGCUUGUUGUUUUGAGUUUUAAUUUCCACAGCUGAGCCACAUCAUCAAAUUGAAACCACAUACAGUACAUAGAAAUAAUAUUCUAUAGAUUUUUAAAUGAUGUAUAAUAAAAUGGUAUACUAAAAUAUAUAAUUUAAAUGUAAUGCACUUCAAAACAAACACAAUACUGUCACUCUUUUUUAUUUAUUUUUUUCUUACCAGAUUAUUGUUUGGAUGAUACAAAAAAAAAGAUAAAUGUUGAAUUGUAUAUAAUACACACUUUCUCUUUGGAUUGCAGCAUAGUGACAUAAAACAAUUAAAUUAUGAUCUAAAAACUCUGUGCUCAAGAUUCUUCGACGCAUCCACGUGCACGCACACACACACACACACACACACACACACACAGAUAUGAUAGGUAUGUUUGCCACCAAAAAUGAACAUGAAAUAAACGUUAGCAACAAGUAAUUAGUGCUAGUAGUUAGGAUUGUAUUGCUUAAUUGCGCUUGUUGAGAACACAAUAAGUAACUUGGUAGCUGGAAAUAAAAAGGCCUCAAGGGAGGAGAAGAAGAAAAGAGGUAGUAAAAGCAGUCAAACUCUCAAACUACAUGCACGCUUUCAAAAAUGCUGUCAACCUGCCUUCUUGACGGCGGCCGCCCGAGGGCGCCACGGUGGCGAACAGACAAGAAACCAUAAAAGUGAUGAAUAAUUAAAGGAAAUAAAUACAAACAGGCGUACAUGUAGUUGCCCUCAAAACAGACCUCCCCCAAGGCAGAUGUUAAGCAUACUUAUUUGGACAUCUACGUGAAAGUUACUGACAUCAUUCAUGCAGACAAAGUGUCUGCUGGGCCUUGGCGGAGGCCUGCGGGGACGAACGCUUUCCAAACCGGUGUAAUCACCUCAAAGAAAAGGAACCUGUGGCAAAGAACAUUGCCGAGUCAUCUCGGCCACAAAGCCAUCAUCAACAGCAUCAGAAAUAAAAAAAAAUGAUUUUGUACGACUUUAAAAGCGAAGCGCUCACUUUUUUGUGCAAAUGAAGUGGAAACAUUGAUAUGAGAGGAACAAAAUAAAAAACAUCCGGACGAGUGCAGCCAGUGGGCGUUCCAAAACCACCCGCGGCACUACGAGUAGCCAGCAGGGGGCGACCUCUCGUUGCAGUAAGAACUGAUGACUUCUUUCUCUUUUGAAAAAGUUUCAUGAGGCGUUCGCAUUCCAACUUGAAGUAAAAUAUCUCUCGCACGCACACACACACACACACACUCCUUUUCUUUAUGCCACAAACGUCCUAAAAUCCUUUCCAACGUAACAACACGCCGUCAGGCACCUGCACUAACCAACCAUCUUGCUAAUCAUCAAUCAAUCAGUGGACCAAUGAUAUUCAACCUUCUAUUUUCCCUCACAUGACAAAGUGCCUUGUCCAACAUUAUCAUCAUCUUCCUCCUCGGGCGUUAAAAAGGACAAACUAUGGUAAUUUUUCGUGUAGACGAGCGCGACUGUACAGUGCUAAUAGCAGCAAUUAUUCAUGGAAUCACAUGUGCAAUUUGUUUUUUUUUUCCCAAAAUAAAACAAGACAACAAUAAAAACAAGACUUCACCAAACGUGUUGCUUGUACGAAGCACGUGGAUUAUUUCUGGAUGAAAUACCUGCUAAUGUCCGCGUACGGCGGGGACUGUGUGCAGUCACAUGACAGCGCUACUCAAGGCUCUUUUUUUUUUUUUUUUUUUAAGGACUGUUAGGGCCACUCCACCAACAACCCCCCCAUCCCCCAAAAUUUGUUAUGCAACGCUACGAUACGCAAGGAUGAAAUCGUUAUGUAAAGUCCUGUUUUUUGCAGGAACAAAGUCAGAAUAAGACCGAAAAACGACACUGAAGUCAUUUUUUUUUUACUAGAAAAAUGUUGUAAUAUGAAAAGAGUUCUAACAUUACGACAAAGACAUACUUUACGAGAAAUAAUGUUACCACACGCAAGUCAUUUUUCCUUGAAAUGUCGGAAUAUGACAGAAAACUUGUAACAUGCAAAUUAUGAGAAAAAUGACGGAAUGACACAAAAGUUACGACACUAUAAAGUCAUAUUUUACGAGAAAAAUGUCAUAACGUUACGACACCAAAAUCAUAUUUUUCUUAAAAAAUGUUGGAAUAUGACAAAAAAGUUGUAACAUUAUGACACUAAAGUCAUAUUUUUACAAGAAAAAUGUAUUAACGUUAAGACACUAGUCAUAUUUUUCUUUAAAAAAUGUCAUAUGACAAAAACGUUGCAACAUGACGUUUUUGUCAUAUUUUAGGAAAAAAUGUGGUAAUAACGUUACAACACAAGUCAUAUUUUACAAGGAAAAUGUUGACGUAACGUUACGACAGUAGACAUAUUUCUCUAGGAAAACGUAAUUUGACAAAAAAAGGCUGUGAUUUACGAGACUAAAGUCAUAAUUUCAACAUAAGGCUACGUCACUAAAGUUCUCUGUUGACGGAAAAAGUCAUAAUUGUAUGAAAAAAGACGCAAUGUCACAAAACUACUCAUUAUGUUCAAGAAAAAAGUUUGAGGAAAAAUGUCGUAAACCUUUUUCGUACAUUGUAGUCAUUUGUCAAGAAAAAUUUGAUGAGAAAACCAUAAAAAAAAAUCACAUCUCUAUGAGAAAAAAGUUGAAAUGUUACAACAUUAAAAGUCAUGUUUUGUGGAGGAACAAAGUUGUGAUGUAGAAUA